Messenger RNA from Anopheles nili, 2955 nucleotides. It is a transcript of the gene AP-1gamma, whose product is annotated as AP-1 complex subunit gamma-like 2. Bases 1 to 2955 code for a protein of 984 amino acids. NCBI's taxonomy places the organism in Eukaryota, Metazoa, Arthropoda, Insecta, Diptera, Culicidae. Gene Ontology annotation, molecular function: clathrin-cargo adaptor activity. Gene Ontology annotation, cellular component: Golgi apparatus; membrane coat; AP-1 adaptor complex. The transcript has 16 exons. Gene Ontology annotation, biological process: Golgi to vacuole transport; intracellular protein transport; receptor-mediated endocytosis. The record is from RefSeq and is a predicted model, not a curated record.
AUGAAUGCCUCCGAUCAUGGGUUCAAUCCAGCGUUUAAUAUGGCCACCAUACGGCAAGCCAUCAACGAAACGAUAGAACGAGUACGGAUUCCGACGCCAACCCGCCUGCGGGAUCUCAUCCGACAGAUCCGUGCCGCCCGGACAGCGGCCGAGGAGCGUGCCGUAGUGAACCGCGAGUGCGCCUACAUCCGCAGCACAUUCCGCGAGGAGGACUCCGUGUGGCGAUGUCGCAACAUCGCCAAGCUGCUGUACAUACACAUGCUCGGCUAUCCGGCCCACUUCGGGCAGCUCGAGUGCCUCAAGUUGACGGCCAGUCCGCGGUUCACCGACAAGCGUAUCGGCUAUCUGGGUGCGAUGUUGCUGCUCGACGAACGGCAGGAUGUCCACCUGCUAAUCACCAACUGUCUCAAAAAUGACCUCAACAGUCCGACGCAGUUCGUCGUGGGGCUGGCGCUUUGUACGCUCGGUGCGAUCGCAUCACCGGAAAUGGCCCGGGAUUUGGCGGGUGAGGUGGAAAAGCUAAUGCGCUCGCCGAACGCGUACAUCCGGAAAAAGGCUGCCCUUUGUGCGUUCCGGAUCAUCAAGCGGGUCCCGGAGUUGAUGGAGAUUUUCCUUCCUGCCACGCGGUCGUUGUUGAACGAGAAAAAUCACGGCAUCCUCAUUGCUGGCGUUACCCUCAUCACGGAGAUGUGCGAAAAGAGUACCGACACGCUGAAUCAUUUCAAAAAGGAUAGUGGAAAUCAAGAGAUCGUGCCGAAUCUGGUACGAAUCCUGAAAAAUCUGAUCCUGGCCGGCUACUCACCUGAGCACGACGUGAGCGGUGUUAGCGAUCCGUUCCUGCAGGUAAAAAUCCUCCGUCUAUUGAGAAUCCUCGGUCACAAUGAUCCGGACGCGUCAGAGGCAAUGAACGACAUUCUGGCGCAGGUGGCAACCAACACGGAAACGAGCAAAAACGUUGGCAAUACGAUCCUAUACGAGACAGUGCUUUCCAUUAUGGACAUUAAAUCUGAAGGUGGCCUUCGCGUGCUGGCUGUUAACAUUCUCGGUCGGUUCCUGCUGAACAGCGACAAGAACAUACGGUACGUCGCGCUCAACACACUACUACGGACUGUGCACGCGGACAUCUCGGCCGUACAGCGCCACCGGAGCACAAUUCUCGAGUGCCUGAAAGACCCGGACGUUUCGAUCCGGCGGCGAGCGAUGGAGCUAUCUUUCGCGCUGAUCAACUCGCAAAACAUACGUGCGAUGUCGAAGGAGCUGCUCGUGUUUCUGGAGAAAGCUGAUCCGGAGUUUAAGGCGCAGUGCAGCAGUCGGAUGGUGCACGUGGCUGAGCGUUAUGCCACUUCCAUCCGCUGGAGGUUGGAUACGUUGCUGAGCGUCCUGAUAGCUGCUGGCAACUACGUACGAGACGACGUGGUAUCAUCGACGAUCCAUCUCAUUCUCAAUAGCCCUCCGGAAGAGCAGGCCUACAUUGGGAUACGAUUGUGGAGCUCAGUUCACAACGUGGCCAACUCGGAAGAGAAGCAACCGCUUCUACAGGUUGCCGUGUGGACGAUCGGCGAGUAUGGCGAUCUCCUGCUCAGCUCGGAACGGAUCGAAGAUGUUGAAAUUCCUGCAGAACAUCAGCUCGUCGACACCUAUCAACGGUUGCUUUGGUCUACCUCGGUUUCGACAACCACGAAACAGUACGCGUUGGUCUCACUGGCCAAACUUAGCACCCGUAUCCGGUCGAAGGAGGAGGAAACACGUGUGAAGCAGAUGAUUGAAGCGUUCGGUUCACAUUUGAACAUCGACUUACAGCAGCGUGGAGUCGAGUUUGCUCAACUAUUCCGCGACUAUAGUCACCUGCGACCGGCACUGUUGGAGAAGAUGCCUAAGAUACAGAAGACGCUACCGAACGGCACGGACGUCGAAGGAGGUGGUGCAUUUGAUGAUCAACAACCCACCAUCGAUCUCAUCGAGGGUGGUGACGAUGGAGACUCGUCUCUGAUGAUCAACACGAGUGGCAGUGUCGCAGUCAGCAAAAUGGGAUCCGACUCGCGCGCGCUACUCGAUCUCCUCGGUGGCGGUGACGAUCCGAUCGAUGGUUUGGGGCUUACUCCGACCGCGGAUGUGCUGAUAUCGGCUGGGGCGAACACAACCAACGGAAAACCGGUGACUGGCGCACUGCCCGUCACGAGUGGUAACAAUCAGGAUCUGCUGGAUCUGUUAGGCAGCCUCGAUAUGCCUGCGAGCACGCCCCCAGCAGCCGUCAAUUCGUCGGUCGGUGCUAGCACCCCACUCGGGGGCAUCGGGCUCGAUCUGAACAGUCUUAAUGAUAAUAGCAUUAAGAACGGUACGAGCAGCACCACUACAAGCACCGGCGGUAGUAAUCUGCUGGCCAACUCUUCUUCCUUCGGUGGCCUCGAUAAUUUGUUAAAUUCCAAUCUCUCACCAACGACGACGACGUCGCUGCCGCCAAUGUCGACCAUUCCCGGGCUGGGUUCGCCCUUGACAACCCUGGGCGGUAUCACUUCACCGACGUCACCCACGGCAAACGUGAACAGCACCAACGGAACCAGUUUGUUUAGUGAUUUCUCGGCAGCAGUAAUCAACAAUAACGAUGAACACGCCAAGAUACUGACCGCGCUGGACAAAAACGGCAUCCUUGUGCAGCUGUCCGCAAAGCAUUCGGGCGGUGCGUUACAGAUCCUUAUGACGGCAACCAACAAUUCGCUUACCACGCUCGAGCAGUAUCUGUUCCAGGCGGCCGUACCGAGAAGCUUCACUCUGCAAAUGCUCUCACCGUCUGGUUCGACGCUAGCUCCCGGUGGGACAAUAACGCAAGAGAUGCGUGUCACUAGUACGGCAAAGGCCACGCUAAGGAUGCGUCUGCGAAUAUCGUACCAGUCGGACGGCAACCCCGUUCAGGAGCAAACGGAAGUGUCCGGUUUCCCGGAAGAACCUACCGAAUGA